Candoia aspera is the source of this 6196-nucleotide messenger RNA. RefSeq names its product solute carrier family 39 member 10 (gene SLC39A10). The record is from RefSeq and is a predicted model, not a curated record. Gene Ontology annotation, molecular function: zinc ion transmembrane transporter activity; monoatomic cation:bicarbonate symporter activity. Gene Ontology annotation, biological process: intracellular monoatomic cation homeostasis; zinc ion import across plasma membrane. Lineage: Eukaryota; Metazoa; Chordata; Lepidosauria; Squamata; Candoiidae. Gene Ontology annotation, cellular component: plasma membrane. The coding region runs from base 264 to 2813 and encodes 849 amino acids. The transcript is spliced from 10 exons.
GGAUGGAGGUGAGGUGGCGUAGUUCAGCUGCGCACCGAGCGAUAGCUCUGCUUCGGCAGAAGGUCGGCGACCGGCGUAAGUGGUUUUAAUGAAUGGCGUAGCGGAGGCCCUGAGAAAGUAGCAGCAGCCCCAGCUAGCUGUCGUAGUAGCAGCAGCAGCAGCAGCACUGCGGAGUGAGAAGAGGAGGCGGCACCCGCGCGCGGCGGUUUGGUACCGAGCGGAGAGGGAGAUGCACACGGCACACUCGAGCUGAGAAAACAGAAAUGAAGGUUCAUAGGCACACGCAAUUUUGCCUCAUUUGUUUGCUGACAUUUGUCUUUCAUCAAUGUCACCAUUGCCAUGAAGGUGAACAUAGCCACAAUGACUGUCAGAUCUCAGAAAAUGAAAGGACCGAGCCUGAACCAAGUAAGGAAGCUGAAGUUAAGCAGAAAUACUACAUUGAAAAACUCUUUAAUCGUUACGGGGAGAAUGGAAAGUUGUCGUUUUGUGGCCUGGAGAAAUUGCUGAUGAGCCUUGGCCUUGGAGAAGUUAAAAUAGUAGAAAUAAAUCAUGAGGACAUUGGCCACGAUUAUGUUUCUUACUUAGAGGUACUAGAUAUACAAGAAGGAAAGCAUUCUCAUUCCCACAACCGUCCUCAUUCCCAUAAUCACCCAAGCUCAGAAAAUCAGACUGCAAACGAAGGGUCUAGCAAAAGGAGCCAGAAGUGUGAUCCAGUGAAAGAAGUCACCGAAUCAUCUUUGAAACCUGAUGGUAGAUACACUCAUGUUUCUAAUAAUCAUAGACACCACAAGCAUCAUCACCGCCGUCAUGCACAUCGCCACAUGGACCAUAAUAGUACCCAUCAAUCUCACAGUGACUCCGUUAACACCAGGGAUCACGGGGAACCAAGUCACGAGCCUUCCACGGAAACCAACACUACUCAGGAACAGCCUGAAAGAAAACUACGUAGGCACCCUAAGAAAUGGCGGAAAAUGAAGAACAGGGAAGUUUCAAGAGUUACAGCACAAGAUUUUACUCCCAAUCAUGACUCAAAUGAGCAAUAUGAACAUAAUCAUGUCCACAAACAUGACCACAUGCAUGAUGUGUCUUUCUCACAUGUGCGUUUUCAUGAACACAAUAAUGAUCAUUCAGCUACUCAUGGACAUCAAGACCCAAACCCUGCCAGUGGGGAUGGGUAUCGACAUACCAGCAAGCGAGAGGCACCUGAUAAACAAAUCAGCGUGGGGAAGCAUGCUAAUCACAAGAACCAUAAUGAAGAUGAGCACCCUCCUGAAGAGUGCUUAAAUGUCACACAGCUGCUAAGCCAUUAUGGUCUCCGCCCUAGUUCUCCAAUUUCUCCCGGCUUGUUUACUUACCUGUGUCCUGCAUUGCUGUAUCAGAUUGACAGGCGACUUUGUAUUGAACAUUAUGAAGAUCUGCUUCUUGAAGACUUGAAUAAAGGAAAAAAUGUGUCACUUGAGAACAUGGAAAAAACAGGUGCAUCAGCCUGGAUUUGUGGCAUCAUUUCUAUCACAGUCAUUAGCUUGUUGUCGUUACUAGGUGUGAUCUUGAUUCCUAUAAUUAAUCAGGGAUGUUUCAAAUUUCUCCUCACCUUCCUGGUUGCCCUUGCUGUAGGAACCAUGAGCGGAGAUGCGCUACUUCAUCUGUUGCCACACUCCCAGGGAGUCCACGAUCACAGUCACCACGAGGGCCAAGGGCACCAGCAUGAGCAUCAGCACGAGCACCAGCAUCUACACAGCCAUUCCCAUGAGCAUGGAGGAUUGGUUCAAAACUUCCUAGAAGAGUAUGAUGCUGUACUAAAAGGACUUGUAGCCCUUGGGGGGAUUUACCUUUUGUUCAUUAUUGAACACUGCAUACGAAUGUACAAGCACUACAAGAAACAAAGGACCAAACAGAAAUGGUGGAAGAAAAAACAAAAGGUUGAUGAAUCGCCAGUUGGAAGGAAACUUUCCGAUCAUAAACUAAACAGACCUGAUGCUGACUGGCUUCAGCUCAAGCCACUAGCAGGAGCAGACGAUUCUGCACUGUCUGAUGAUCGACUUAAUGAAACUGAGUUAACAGAUCUGGAUGGCCAGCUUGACUCUCUGCCAAAGGCCUUUCUGUCCACCACAGAGGAAGAAAAUCGUAUGCUCCACUCCCAUAAUGACGUCUCUCAUAAUGUCCAGAGCAACAAUCUUUCAGAUGUGGAGUAUGGGAACCAUCAUCGAGAUGUUAAAAUCAUAGCGAGGAAGCACAACCAUCUCUGGCCACAUAAACAUUCCCAUCACUCUCAUGGACACUGCCAUUCUGGCAAAGACUUAAAAGACACCGGAAUAGCAAAUAUUGCUUGGAUGGUAAUAAUGGGAGACGGGAUCCACAAUUUUAGUGACGGUUUGGCCAUUGGAGCUGCUUUCAGUGCUGGUUUAACAGGUGGAAUUAGCACAUCCAUAGCAGUGUUUUGUCAUGAACUUCCUCAUGAAUUGGGUGACUUUGCUGUACUUCUGAAGGCAGGCAUGACUGUAAAGCAGGCCAUUGUUUACAACCUCCUCUCGGCGAUGAUGGCUUAUGUAGGAAUGCUAAUAGGAACAGCUGUGGGACAAUAUGCCAAUAACAUCACUCUCUGGAUCUUUGCAAUCACAGCAGGCAUGUUCCUCUACGUGGCCCUUGUGGACAUGCUUCCAGAGAUGCUUCAUGGGGACGGAGACAACGAAGAGCACGGCUACUGUCCUGUGGGUCAGUUCAUCCUCCAGAACUUGGGGCUUGUCCUGGGUUUUGCCAUCAUGCUGGUGAUCGCCCUUUAUGAAGACAAAAUAGUGUUGGACAUUCAGUUUUGAAAAUUUCCAGUACUCAACUGUGAUUGCAGCCAUUCUACUGUAAGACUUUUUUAGUCUGACGUGUGGUACUGUAUGCACAUCGGUUCCCAGGCAAAGCAGCGACACACACUGAUUUAUCAGUAACAGUAUUUUGGUAUCUGUAUAAACAGGGUCUGCUUUCUCGCUAAAAGAAAGGAAGAAACAAAGAGACUUGACUGAUUUGGUUCAAUGUUUUCUUUUUAAAUAAAUCAGGUUGGGUUGGAAGCAGAACAUGUAAACAUGAUGCCUGGGAUGCUGUUUACAAAGAUAUUGUUUCUAUUUGGCUCUGGCAGCGGGCAGCAGAAGUCACACCCCUCCCUGGCAAAGCCUUUUGUGUUGCGCUUGAGCAAAUGGUGAAAGGCACCCCUGUCCACAGAGCCUGCGUGCCAAGCUAUGUCACUCUCCAGGCUUCUUGUCCCAGCCUGUAACACACACAGGCUUGCAACUCAAAUUAAUUGGCAGUGCACAGUUAGAGCCUUUCUGAGUGGGGUUAUCUUUUUAAUGGUUUUUUAAACAAAGCAAAAAAGAUGAAUUGUUUCUAGCAUGUUAUGAAUGAAUUGCAUUUGCUCCCAGCCUUGUUGCCUGCUCUGUUGGCUCUUUUGCCCUGUGCUGAAUGGUGUGACCAAACUGAAACCCUGUGUUUUUCUGGUUCAGCCAUGUGAUUGAACUUCCCUCCCCUUUUCUCAGUCCUUGCCAAUCAACUUGUUUAGUACAGGGUUUUAAGCACACAUCCUUGUCUGCAGCCACUGCUACACAGCUCUGCAGUAGCGGCUCCUUUGCAAAUUCUUGAGCCCCUUCCUUACUGUGUUGCUGAUGCAGUAUUGUACUCUUGUCCUUUUGAAGCCCAAGGAAAAGCAGGCUGUAGAUUUCUGAAUCAAGCCUUAGGGGCCUGUGUACCUUGGGGUGGGGGUGGGGGGGUUGAAAAGUAUUAGCUAUUUAACGUUAGCUUGUGGACAUUGGUUAGCAAAAUGCCGGAUAGUUAAAUAUUGCUUGUGGACUGCCCCAAUCCCCUUGCUGCAGUUGUGUAACAGGUAGCAGUGCUGUUUGAGUAACUUGACUAAUGGAGCACCUGCAUCAGGCUCCUUUGACAGCAACCCUUUUUUCAUACUGGUUUACGUGACUCCUGAGAAUAGUUUUGAAAGUAUGACUUCAAUGCCACGCCACCUGAGUUUGGAGCACCUGCAGCAGCUAUUUGACGUUGGGAACUUUCUCCCCAAAAGCCCCCUUUCGGAGACUGUUUUAAUUGUUCUUAACUUUUUUUUUAAUUCUGCUGGGCUUUUACCCAUGUCUUUGCUGCAGUUGGGUUCCUUCUGUGAUGUAGAAGUCCCAGAGUCUCCUCCGAGGAGCCGAGCAGGUGACUUCCUACUUCAGGUUGCCUCCUCCUGGGGAGGAGAACUGCUGCAUCCUUGACGGCGCCCCAGAUGGCUGCAGGGGCUCCUAGAAACUGUGCAAAGGAGGUAAAAGAGGAGCAGGCCUUCAGCAUCAGUCGAGUAGUUGUCCUGGCCUCAUGGCAGGUGCAGAUCUGGGGAAGUCCUUAACUCAGCAGGGGUUAGCUUGACCACAGGAAGAAUGUUCGUGCCAAGCAGCUGUUAACUCCCAGAGACCAAUUGUAAGAGAUUGUGAGAAGAGCAGGCUCUUUCAGCCCCAUGAAACAAGAACAGCGUGUGACAGUCCUAAACGAAUCUUGGGAGUUGGUUUCUUUGAGCAUUUUUCUUGCUUUGUUUUUUUGUUUUUGUUUUUUUAAUGUAUAUAUAAGAUGAGCUGCAUAGGAAGGUUGGUGGGUUUGUUUUGUGGGGAGGGGGGAUACUUUCUUUGAUUGCCAUCAGAGUUCCUAAAAAGUUAGAAAACCAGACAAGCCUUCAUUCCAAUUUGAUUUUUGAUCGUUCCACUUACUUUUUCUCCAGACAUUCCUUUUUUAUGCGACUGUUGUCUACUUUAAACGUGUGUUGGAUGAUGGUGGCUUCUGUGGGAGGGAGAGAAUGCUGACAGACAGCAGUGUUUUGGCUAGCUGGUGGCUCCAUAGAGAGGACUGGAUCCUGCUUUCUUACCGACUGCAUACCCACUGGGAUCUCGGCACAACUGUAAAUGCCAGUGUUUCUCAACUUUGGCAACUUUAAGUUGGUUGGACUUCAACUCCCAGUAUUCCCCAGGCAGCAUAGCUAGCUGGGGAAUUCUGGGAGCUGAAGUCCACCCAUCUUUAAGUUGCCAAGGUUGAGAAACACUGGUAAAGACUAUAAGGUUGGGUCUCAUCUGGUCUCACGCUCUUUGCUGGAGAGGGUAGUUCGUCUACAGCUAAAAAUGCUUGGCCCCAAGCUAGAGGAGGUGAUGCUGAACUCCCCCUGGAUAUCUCUCAGGGGGACUUCCUUCUCCCAGGGUUUGGGCCCUUUGGUCUCUCAUUGUCUUAGAACCUGCCAGAGGGCAUCGCUGGAGUGAGAUUUUUAGUCAGGAAAAAAAGGGCGUGCAAGAUUUUUAAGGCCUAUUUUUGUAAUUAUGAAUAAAGCUUUCUCUACUUCAGGUAGUACUUUUUCCUUUUGCAUUUUGCCGGCAUGUGCUAUAGUGUAAUGUCAAUCUGAGGAAAAGAAUUAGUCCUAAGUAACAGAUUUUUAAUUUUUUUUAAACAGAAAACUCUACAAAACACAGGUCGUGUGGUAAAGUGUUAGGAUUUGAUGGGCCUUCGGGAGAAGUUCCUCCCUCAUUCACUUGUGUGCCUGCUACACUUUGUGAAGAGCAGCAGAGCAGCCCUAGCUUCUUUUAUUUCCUUGGGCACUGAAUUCCCUAAACUUUUUGAAAUACAAUUAAGUGAUCACAUUUGGGACAAUCGGGAUUCCACUACAUUUCUCCGUGGAUUCAUCAUUCCCUUCCACUGGAGUCCAGUCUCAUUUAAAUGUGUACUUGUUGUUAGAGGGCGUAAAUGUUACUUGUAUCUUACAAUGCUGUCACUGUGUGACAUCCCAUAUCGAUCACACUGCACUGAAUCAGCUGUGAUGAUGAUGAUGAUUGCUUAGAAAAUGCUGUAGCAUCCUAGGAUGCAGUGUGACUUCUUUCCUUAUGGUUGAAACAAUGUGAUUAUGGUCCUGAAAUAUAUUUGAGAUACAGCUUUGGAAGGGGUGGGGGUUUUGUUUUGAUUUGUUACACAAAAUUCAUUUUUUUAAAAAUGCAUACACACACACACACACACACACACACACACACACACACACACACAUAUAUAUAUAUAUAUAUAUAUAUAUAUAUAUAUAUAUAUAUAAAUAAAUAAAAAGCUGGAAAUGAUGAAAUGCUGUUUUUGUCCAUUGUCGACAGUGUUGUGUUUAUGUCUGUUCCUUAUUCACAAGGAACAUAAGAAAAUAAAAUUAUUGAAUAAACAA